UUAUAUAACAAUCUUAACUCAUGACAUCACGAGCUUUGAGGAGAAGACUCCACCAUGGGGAUGUCGAUGGGAAAAGACACGAACAUUUGGAGACAUCAGGGCUAGAUGGUUUGGAUGAACCUUUACUUGGGAAUCAUGAUUAUGAUGAGACAUGCUCAGAGGGAUCCACACUUGCAGAUAUUUGGGACGAUGAACGAAAGAGGGAACACCACCAUUGGACACUUUUAUUUUCCCAGUUAAUUGCACAGUGGGCACAAUGGUUAGCAAAUCUUGUAGUUGGAUCUGGAACGCUUAUUGGACGACUUUUGCCCUUUCCUUCUGCCACUCAAAAUGGACCAACCAAGAAGCUUCUUGUGCCAUCACUUAGUCCUUUACAGGAAGUAAGACUCAAAAGUCUACAACAAAGGCUUCAAGUUCCCUUUGAUGGUUCUCUUUUGGAGCAUCAAGAUGCACUUAAACAACUAUGGAGGUUAGCUUAUCCUGAUAGGGAACUCCCAUCUCUUAAAUCGGAGCUUUGGAAGGAAAUGGGUUGGCAAGGAUCCGAUCCUUCGACAGAUUUCAGGGGUGGCGGUUAUAUAUCAUUGGAGAAUCUUAUCUAUUUUGCUAAGACGUACCCGGAAGCAUUUCAGAGCUUGUUGCACAAACGAGAUGGAAGGAGAGCUGAGUGGGAGUAUCCCUUUGCUGUCGCUGGCAUCAAUAUGUCUUUUACGUUAGUGCAAAUGUUGGAUAUUCAAUCAGGGAAGCCAACUACUAUGGCUGGAAUCCGAUUCUUAGACUUACUAAUCGAAGAUGAAAUGGCGUUUGACAACCUUUACUGCAUUGCUUUCCAAAUGAUGGACGCUCAGUGGCUUGCAAUGCGUGCUUCAUAUAUGGAAUUUAAUGAUGUUCUAAAGUCUACAAGAACACAGCUAGAGCGUGAACUUGAGCUUGAGGAUGUCUCCCAUGUGAAAGAUUUACCGGCAUACAACCUUUUGAAACGAUGAUGUGGGCUAAGUAUAGUUUGUCUCGAAAUUUUAGUUUUCCAUUUCUUCUCUUUUCUUUUUCUUUUUCUUUUUUGAAAUUACAGAAAACUAUCCCAUCUGAGAUAUGUCAUAACUUUAUAAAUUCUCUUCAUUAUAUAUAAAAAAAAAAAGAGAUCAACUAUUGCAACAUA
Messenger RNA from Camellia sinensis, 1153 nucleotides. The record is from RefSeq and is a predicted model, not a curated record. NCBI's taxonomy places the organism in Eukaryota, Viridiplantae, Streptophyta, Magnoliopsida, Ericales, Theaceae.